Messenger RNA from Eucalyptus grandis, 1056 nucleotides. RefSeq names its product aquaporin NIP1-1. NCBI's taxonomy places the organism in Eukaryota, Viridiplantae, Streptophyta, Magnoliopsida, Myrtales, Myrtaceae. Gene Ontology annotation, cellular component: membrane. The transcript has 6 exons. The record is from RefSeq and is a predicted model, not a curated record. Gene Ontology annotation, molecular function: channel activity. Gene Ontology annotation, biological process: transmembrane transport.
AUGGCAGAUCAGACCAGUGGGAGCAAUGGAGACGGUGAAGUUGUCUUGGAAAUAAGAGACAAUUCCAGAAUCAAGCAAGAGAUCAAAUGCAUGAUGUUCUCUUUUCCCUUUAUUCAAAAGUUGAUCGCGGAGGUCUUUGGGACGUACUUCUUGAUAUUCGCCGGUUGCGGGUCGGUGGCGGUGAACUUGGACAACGAAAAGGUGGUGACGCUUCCAGGGAUAUCGAUGGUGUGGGGUUUGGCGGUGAUGGUGUUGGUGUACUCGGUCGGGCACAUCUCCGGCGCCCAUUUCAACCCGGCCGUCACCAUUGCUUUCGCCACCUGCAGGAGGUUUCCAUGGAAUGAGGUGCUUCCCUAUAUAACGGCGCAAGUUAUUGGAUCGACAUUGGCGUGCGGGACGCUGCGGUUGCUCUUCACCGGAAAGCUCAAUCAUUUCGUGGGGACACAACCGGCCGGUUCGGAUGUGCAAGCGUUCGUCUUUGAGUUCAUCAUCACUUUUUACCUCAUGUUCAUCGUCUCCGGCGUUGGCACGGACAAUAGAGCAAUAGGAGAAUUCGCCGGUCUUGCUGUCGGUGCAACCGUCUUGCUCAACGUGUUGUUUGCAGGGCCAAUAACGGGAGCAUCAAUGAACCCGGCAAGGAGCUUGGGUCCGGCGAUAGUGUCUCAUCAUUACGCCAAGCUGUGGAUCUACAUCGUGGCACCAAUAGUCGGGGCAAUUUCUGGGGCAUGGGUCUACAACCUGAUGCGGUUCACCGACAAGCCCAUCCGAGAAAUCACCGGGUCGUUCCUCCGGAGCUCCGCUUGAACCCCUUCUCUCUUUGACUCAACAUUGAAAUUGCAGGACUUGCACCACAUGAACUCGCUCGAUGACUCGGUCUCAUCUGGAAGAAGUGCGCCCAGUCCCGGCAUUUUGCCUAGUGAACCAGAGUCGAUGACUAGUCAGUGGGGUUCAAGAGAGCUACAUCACUUGCAAAACCUCUCGAAUGCGUGGUGGAGUUUUGGGUUGUUUUUGGCCAUUGUGUUUUGGUUGUGGGUUUGUUUCUCGGAUCUGGAAUGA